Lecanosticta acicola is the source of this 1707-nucleotide messenger RNA. NCBI's taxonomy places the organism in Eukaryota, Fungi, Ascomycota, Dothideomycetes, Mycosphaerellales, Mycosphaerellaceae. The record is from the annotation of a GenBank genome assembly.
AUGGCCUCAGAAAAGUCUGUCGGUGUCCUGGGAGGUGGUCAGCUGGGCCGCAUGCUUGUGGAAGCAGCGAACCUCCUAGAAAUCAAGGUGAAUUUCCUCGACGCGCCAGGCUCCUCUGCAAAACAGGUUUCCAACCACGAUGGACAUCUUGACGGCUCGUUCAAAGACCGAGCUGCCAUCCAGCAACUGGCGGAGCGAUCCGACGUCGUUACGGUCGAGAUAGAGCACGUCGACACCCAGAUCCUGGAGGAGAUAUCCGACAGAGUGGAUGUGCAGCCCUCGUGGAAGACGAUUCGGACGAUCCAGGACAAAUUUCUUCAAAAAGGCCAUCUUCAGAAAUAUGGGGUCGCGAGCACGGAAAGCAUAGCGCUCGAGGAACCGACGACAGAGGAGUUGGAGCGUGUGGCGAGCCGACUUGGUCUGCCGCUUAUGCUCAAAUCACGACGAGAAGCGUACGACGGUCGAGGCAACUUUCCCGUACAGACGAAGGCGGACUUCAAGCCUGCAUUGGAAGCUCUCGGGGGCAACAAGCUGCUCUAUGCAGAAAAGUGGUCGAAUUUCAAGAUGGAGCUGGCGGUCAUGGUUGUGAAGACAAAAGACCAGGUGCUGAGCUUUCCCACCGUCGAAACGAUCCACGAGAAUUCGAUCUGCAAGCUCACGUACGCGCCUGCACGAGGCGUGAGUAGGCAGAUCAACGAGAAGGCCCAAGCACUGGCAAGAAAGGCGGUGGAUUGCUUCUGGGGCAAGGGGGUGUUCGGCGUGGAGAUGUUCUUGCUUCCGAACGACGAGGUCCUCAUCAACGAAAUCGCGCCGCGGCCGCAUAAUUCGGGACACUACACCAUCGAAGCAUGCCCGAUCUCCCAGUACGAGGCGCAUCUCCGUGCCAUUCUGGACCUCCCGAUUGACCAGCAAGAUCUCGAGCUGCGGGAGCCCAGCAUCAUGCUGAACAUCCUCGGAGGCGACGCUCCGGACUCACACCUCCAAGUCGCGCGAGAAGCACUGAAACAGCGUCGUACCAAGAUCCACCUGUACGGCAAAGGCCAGGCACGCAAAGGCCGGAAGAUGGGCCAUCUCACCGUCUGCGCGCCGACCAUGUCCAAGGCCCAGCGCCUCAUGCAACCCAUGAUCGACUUCGUAGACCAAGGGAAGCCCCAAACCAAAGCCAAAGCCACGCCCGCAUCCCCCCCGUCCGAACCACUCGUCGCCGUCGUCAUGGGCUCCGACUCCGACCUCCCGGUCCUGCUGCCCGGCCUGGAAAUCCUCAAAUCCUUCGACAUCCCCUACACCACCCGCAUCACCUCCGCCCACCGCACCCCCGCCUGGAUGGCCGAAUACGCCUCCCACGCCGCGUCCACCUCGAUCCAAGUCAUCAUCGCCGCCGCCGGAGGAGCCGCACACCUCCCCGGCAUGGCAGCAGCGCAUACGCCCCUCCCCGUCAUCGGCGUGCCCGUGAAACCCACCAUCGGCGACGGAAUGGACAGCGUGCUUUCGAUUCUGAACAUGCCAAAGGGCGUUCCCGUCGCUACGGUGAGUGUGAACAACAGUACGAAUGCGGCUCUGCUGGCGGCUCGCAUUCUCGGGGCUGCGGAUACGGGCAUCAGGGCGACGUACGAGGCUUUCAUGGCGAAGAGUGAGAGGGAAGUGAGGGAGAAGGACCAGAAGCUGUGGGAUCUGGGUGCGGAGGCUUAUCUCGCUCAGAAGAAGUAG